Hyla sarda is the source of this 6552-nucleotide messenger RNA. RefSeq names its product melanocyte inducing transcription factor (gene MITF). NCBI's taxonomy places the organism in Eukaryota, Metazoa, Chordata, Amphibia, Anura, Hylidae. Gene Ontology annotation, cellular component: nucleus. The record is from RefSeq and is a predicted model, not a curated record. The transcript has 12 exons. Gene Ontology annotation, molecular function: DNA-binding transcription factor activity, RNA polymerase II-specific; protein dimerization activity; RNA polymerase II cis-regulatory region sequence-specific DNA binding. Gene Ontology annotation, biological process: melanocyte differentiation; regulation of transcription by RNA polymerase II. Bases 230 to 1849 code for a protein of 539 amino acids.
GUUUGAAUCAGAAGGCAUUUCUGCCAUUCCUAGUCUAUAACAUAAAAGCAGCCACUAGGUGGCAGUUGACAUCCGGGACGCCAGUAGUCCAGUUGCUGUCAGUAGCAGAAUAGUGUGUACAGUGCGGGCAGGAUCAGAGCAGAGCUCGGGGCUGUCACUACUGAAGCACAGGGGAGGGAGCAGCCUGCACUCUGCUACACUGCGCUCCGCUACGGUUACAGCUGGCGACAUGCAGGCGGAAUCGGGGAUUGUAGCGGACUAUGAGGUUGGAGAAGACUUCCAAGAAGAACCCAAGACAUACUACGAGCUGAAGAGUCAGCCUCUGAAUUACAGCUCAGCAGAGCAUCCAGGAGCGUCCAAGCCUCCACUAAGCUCCUCCAAUAUGACAUCAAGGAUUCUGCUACGCCAGCAGCUCAUGCGUGAGCAGAUGCAGGAGCAAGAACGGCGUGAACAGCAACAGAAGCAGCAGGCAGCUCAGUUCAUGCAGCAGAGAGUAGCAGCCAGUCACACACCAGCCAUUAACGUCAGCGUGUCCACCAGCCUGCCAACUGCUGCCCAGGUACCAAUGGAAGUUCUCAAGGACAUUGAAACAGGGCUGACUUAUGUUUCAGAUAUAGCUAUAGACAACCUGUAUGUGCAGACUCACCUUGAAAACCCCACAAAAUACCACAUCCAGCAAGCACAGAAGCAACAGGUACAGCAAUACUUAACAACAGCCAAACAUCCCAGCAAAGCACUAAGCCUCCCCUGUCCGAACCAACCUGGGGACCACAUUAUGCCGCCCGGUCCAGGGAACAGCGCACCAAACAGCCCCAUGGCUAUGCUGACCCUAAGCACAACCUGCGAGAAGGAGAUGGAUGACGUAAUUGAUGACAUCAUAAGUCUGGAAUCUAGUUAUAAUGAAGAACUUCUUAUGAUGGAUCCUGCAAUGCAAAUGGCAAACACGGUAAGACAAGCUGGAUCAUACCUCCCCCAUUUGCCAGUGUCGGCAGGUUUGAUUGACAUUUAUGGAAAUCAAGGUACGCCAGCUCCAGGGUUAAACAUCAGUAAUUCAUGCCCUGCUAAUCUUCCCAAUAUCAAAAGGGAGCUUACAGAAUCGGAGGCCAGAGCACUCGCCAAGGAGAGGCAAAAGAAAGACAAUCAUAAUCUCAUUGAGCGAAGGAGAAGGUUUAACAUCAAUGAUCGUAUAAAAGAAUUAGGAACCCUCAUCCCCAAAUCGAAUGACCCAAUACACCAUUCACCUGUCCUCAGCCGACCAGUCUGUCCUGCUACUAUUGGCGGAGAACUUGUUAUCCUGUGUUCUAGGGACAUGCGGUGGAACAAGGGAACGAUCCUAAAAGCCUCAGUGGAUUAUAUCCGCAAGCUACAACGAGAACAACUACGUUCCAAGGAGCUGGAGAAUAAACAAAAGAAGCUAGAACAUGCAAACAGACACCUACUACUGAGAAUACAGGAACUGGAAAUGCAAGCGAGAGCCCAUGGACUUUCUAUCAUGCCCACUACCGGCCUUUGCUCUUCUGACCUGGUGAGUCGUGUCAUAAAGCAGGAACCAAUGUUGGACAGCUGCAACCAAGAAUUAUUGCAAAACCACCACGAUCUUUCUGGCACCUCCACUCUGGAUCUCAAUGAUGGCACCAUCACUUUUAGCAACAACAUAAGGAACAUUACUGACUCUCCCACUGCCUACAGCAUGCCCACAAAGAUGGGCUCUAAACUGGAAGACAUAUUCAUGGACGAUACUCUUUCUCCAAGAGUACAUGAUGCACUUCACUCAGUAUCUCCUGGUACCUCCAAAGGAAACAGCAGGAGGAGCAGCAUCAGUAUGGAAGACAACGACCAACACUGUUAGCAUUGGGUGGAAAAACCCUUCUUACAGACUUCCAUAUCUUGUAAAAUUUUGGAGCAGUAGAUUGCUAGAUAGUACAAUUUGAUAGAAACUUUGCGGUAUUUCAUCCAUAGGCCAGCACUUAUGCUUUGUUUUUAUUUUUAGAAUUUUUGUAAAGAUACUUGUGUAUUUUAUUACUUGCUUUGCCUCCGAGUUAUUGUGCAUGAGAGGUCUAGUUCUAUCGACUUCAAGGACAUAACCGAUUGUCAGGUCAGAUCUGUUUCAACCAAUAGCCCUGUAUCAGUGGCCAGGUAUCUGUCUGAUUGGAAUGGACUUGCAAUGAACCAUAUGUCAAUAUAAGCAUUGAAAUGAAUGUAUAGAAACCAAAUAUCUCUAUGCCAGAGAGAAGUUUGCAUAGUCUUGACUAUAGUCAGUGGCAUAUGUAGAGAGUGGGGUUCCAUAUCAAAAGUAAAAAAUGCACUUCCAUUAUGGUGCCAGACCUUAGAUAGAAGGCCUUGGUAGUUAUUUUCCCCUUUCACACCUUUUCCAUGACCCUUGGGAAAAUUGUCAUCCUCCUUGUUUCGGUGUGGAGCAGGAAGUUCUCUACAAGUUGUUGCCAAACAGUAGCAAUGGGGAUGACACUAACCAGGUCUGGGCCCUUGUCUCACCAAGACCUUAUAUUUCAGUACGUAUGCUCUUGACUGUAGUAGGUUCUUGGCAUGCUGUUUCUAUUGCCAAUGAUCAGCAAAUAUAUAACAGAAUGUGAUAAGGCAUUUCAAGCAGUAUUUGUUAUAAUUUUUUGCAUUUUUUGACCAAUAAUAUGAUCCUAGGUUUUCAGUGAAACAUUGAGGUACCCCAGUUAAUUUAUGAGGGAUUUGCCAUAUCAAAAGUGUAAUUCCCUGAAUUUGCUUCAGACGUGAGACAAAUCAUCAGGUCUUAUUCACGUCUGAAUCUCUAAUUUCGGAAACUCAAAAAUCUAAUUCAGAAUAAGGGGAUAACUGUCAAAUGACAGUAAAAAAAAUGACUAAAUAAAGGGACACUCCAGGCAAAUCUGAUAAACUGUGUAAUGAUCUUAACCAGUAGUGCACUGUCUGUGGACUAUGACAAAGGGAUUGCUUUUUUGUCAUGCACUGCCCCUUUAGGCCCUGAAUAAAGCAAAAGUAUCAUAUUGUCUGAAGUGUUUCUUUUUGGUGUCUGUUUACUUUAAGUUGCACAUAUUUUAGCAGUUGCAAUUUUGUGAUGCUUGACAUGGCAAAAUUUCACGCUUUACUGUAAAAUUAUUUUUACCAGUAGUCUAGAAAUUCUGAUAAUCUGGCACUUAUCUCUUACAUAGUACCACUUCGUAAUCCAGAAACUCUUCUAAUGGUACAGAAAGUUUGAUACUCCUGUUAGGUCUUGUUGAUGAUUACAGUGAAUCCUCUCCAAUCCACCCCCUUAUCCAUGGCAGAUUUUGUGUGACAGAAUUUUGGUCCACCACACAUUAUGAAUAGUCUUCAAUUUCUUUGAAAAGUUGGAAGUUUAAAAGUUAGGACUCCCUACCAAUCACCAGAGAGGUUCCUAUCCUUAUCUGUAGUCAUCAUUCUCCAUUGUAAUGAAUAUGAUUUACAGAAGCCUCCUUUAAAUUUAAUAGUAUAUAUGCACAGCAGGUCAUGACUUCAAAGUGUCCACUAUAGAUUGUGGAAGGCCCAUGAGCCCUUGUUGGUUGGUCUUGGAAAUGAUGUACCUUAAGAUCUUUACUGUAGGAGAUGUUGUAUAUUUAGGUGUUAAAUAUGAGCCUACACCAAUCCAGAAUAUAGAACCUCCUUUACUUUUAGAGAUCCUUCCUUCCCUUUUAGAAAUGACUUAUUCCAAUUUUGGAACUUAUUAAUAUAUAAUAGACAAAUAAUCUUUCCUUUAUGGACUAUGGUUCCAUAGUGUUGUAUUAUAAAUAUGGUAUAAUCUGUAAUGGUAGGAGAUGCAAUUAGCAUACUGGGUUAAAGUAGUCAAUACUAUAAGGGCCCAUUCACACCAUAGAAUAUCUGCCCAGAGACAUUUCUGUUGAACAUUCUGUGUGCAGCAGACGCCUGCCAAAAUCAAUACUGUGUGGACAUGCCCAAUGAAGAAUUAACAUGUUUGUUCUUUCCGGAAUAUGAAUUUAUUCAGUGGAAAUUCUGUAGUGGUCACGGUGCACUGCAAUCCUAAUGAAAACAAUGGUACACUGUAAUUUUCAGAUGGGCCCUUAGAGUACUGUUACUAACGCAUGAUACUGCCCAGUAUGCUUUUCAUGUCUCCUGACAUAACUCCAAGUUCUCUACUUUCUGCUGUUACUUCCUCAGACUGCCCAUGGUCUAAUUAUGUAUAGCAAUAAAGGUUCUUCUGGGUCUUUCAGCACUCAACAAGUCUGUUCAAAAAAGCCCUCCCUAUACCGGAAUGGAAUUAGUGUUCAUGUUUGAUUAUUUCACUGGAGAAAAUAAAAUAUUCACCCAUUUUUUUCAUAGUUCAGAAAAAUUGGGACCAUGAGGCUUUGCAGCAGGGCAUUAUGUUAAUGCAUCAUGCACCUACUAGCGUGUGGAGAUGAUCCAUUUUGGAUAGAAAAUAUGCAAUUACCAUUACUUUUGUGAGAAAAAAACUGCACUUGGCUGUCCCUUUCUUCUCAAGUACAUUGUUACAUUUUCCACAGAUGGUUUGCUGCAAUGUACUCUUCUAAAAUAGCUGCCUUUACUGUGAAGUUGCCAAACUUUAUAACAUUAAAAGAGUAGUCUAGGAUUAGAAAAAAUAUUACAGCUUUCUUCCAAAAAAUAUGCCACUCCGUCUACAAGUUAGACAAAUGACAAAUAGCACCGCUACUUUUACUUACUUAAGACAUUGUCACAUAUAUGCACCGUUCCAGCUGAUGCCUCAACUGCUGGCCACAACUGAUGCCUCAACUAAUGGCAAAGUGCAUCCGUUGUUUAUGGGUCCAGUGCCCAGUUAUUUCUGAAGGCCAGAUGGGGAAAUGCUGCAAGAUGCACCUAUUCUUCCGAAGUGUCUGGUGAUCUAGUGUACCGUUUGAGGCACCAGAUAAAUCUGAACACUCCCAUUCAUAUGAAUGGGAUCAGUUUGAUCCUCAAUUUACCUCUGACGCUUUUUGACAGUGCCAGAGGGAAAUUGAGCUGGAUCGCCGCUUUUAUGUGAUGGCGCCCUUACUUAAAUCUGCUGUAUUAGCAUGACAUUACAGAGUUUCAGAAUUAUGUUUGUGGGUAGAUAGAAAAAAAAAUGUACUGCCACUCCUGUCCAUGGGCUGUCUCUUUUUUUCCAUUCCUAAACAACUCAUCUAAUUGAAUGUUCCAAUAUGGAAGCCACUUGGGUAAAGGAGAGGUUUAUCUCAGGUCAAUAUAGUAAUUAAUGUUACUAGUAUGUGAUGUGGCAAUGAAGGUAACCUUUAAGAUCGCCAACAGUUAAAUUUUUUUUAAUUUUUAAGAUUAUUCUGGGGUAAUAGAGCAGACACCCAUGAUCCUAAUACAAUUGCCUUUGUUAGCCCAAGUGAGGACGAAUAGAGUGGACAUUACUUUGAGAAGCUCCCAGGAUGAAAACUUGGUUUGUCUUUUCACCCAGUGUCAGAGAACAAAAAAUGGCUUAAAAAUGACUCAGUUGAGAAACUGAAAUGUUGCUCUUCUCUGACACUGGGUGGAAGAAAGACAAACAUGUUUUUUAAUCCUGGAGUGCUGUUGCUUUGUUUUUUGGGUUGUGUGCUCCAUAGAUGGUGGUAUUGGUUCAGAUGUCUGUAAGCUCUACAACCAUGUUUGGAUUUUGGAGGAAGUAAUGCAUGCAUUGAUGCCUGUGGACAGUACAUUGGUUUUAGCCGAGUCUAGUGCACUAAAGAAAAAAAAGGAAAAAAUUAAGGCAAAAUCAGAGUGGUUGCUAAAUAAAGUUAUAGGGCCUCAUUUACUAAGAUUGUCGGGUUUUUACUAGUUGGAAAAGUUGUUUCAGACAUGCAGGAUUCCUCUCUAUUUACUAUUGGGAAAAGUCGGGAACAUUUUCUGACCAACUUUUUCUAGGUCGAUAUUUCCAGCCAUUUACCCACAGGAUUUUCUGUGAAUUCCAUAGUAAUUCAGUCGGGUUGUGAAACCACGCCCCCGUUUGACCGACCACGCCCCUUUUUGUGACAGACCACACCCCCUUUGGGGUUUGUCGGAUUUUUCAGGCGCACACUGUCGCACACUGGCGCAUACUGGCGCAGACAUGUCUCAGACAUGUCUCAGGCAAAAUAACCAGACAAAAACUGGUCUGUUUCAGUUUAGUAAAUGAGGCCCAUAAUUUGAAUGAACUAUUAGGGUAGGGUCACACGUAGCAUAUACGCUGCGUAAGUUAUGCUCUAUAUUUCAGAUCUGGCAAAGUUUAUGGGUGUUUAUUAUUACUGUCAUAGACUUUGCCAGCACAGGAUUACGCAGCGUCAAAUACACAGCAUCAUUUACGCAGCGUAUACGCUAGGUGGGACCCUACCCUUAGUCUACUUUUCAUUCCUUUAAUGAUCCACACCCUGUACUAGUGAUGGGCACGUGUUUGCCAAAAAUGGGUCAGCUACUUUAAGUAUUGUUUUAUGCUUGAAGCAUACAGUGAACAUCCAACCAGGCUAAGAGGCUUGAAUACUUAAAAAAAAAAAUAUCCUAACAAUUCUACAAAUGCCUGCAGGUUACCUCUAUAAGAUGUCCUUAAAUUUUAGAUCACUACAGUUCAAAUAAAAGGGUUUAUAAAUUUUCUAGUGGUUG